This is a messenger RNA of Metopolophium dirhodum (rose-grain aphid), 719 nucleotides long. RefSeq lists its product as uncharacterized. Bases 63 to 665 code for a protein of 200 amino acids. Lineage: Eukaryota; Metazoa; Arthropoda; Insecta; Hemiptera; Aphididae. The record is from RefSeq and is a predicted model, not a curated record. The transcript is spliced from 3 exons.
UUCCGCCGCCGCCGCCGCCGUGGUGCCUUAAAAGGAAAAGUGAACGACUCUUGACCAUUAGCAUGUGUACCUACAACAUCAUGGCGUCUAUAACCAAUAUCAUAAUUUUGAUCACCGCAAUCAUUGUAAUAAGCGGGGAUGCACUCUACGUCUUGAGUAACGAUACGGACCAACCCAACACUCGGGUUUCCGAUACGUCGUCCUACGUGAAGCGGGAUCCUCCUUACAUGAGAAGAUGUGAUGGCAUUAUUGGCAUUUUUGGCUGUGUUACAACCGAUAGAAGUCUUGUUUAUCCGAUAAACCAUGACUAUUAUGACGUGAUGCGACCAAAGGACCCAAGUUCUCCCAACACAGGGUACGUCAUCAGCAAGCAUGGAAGACUGAGGGAACGACGACAAGCUGUAGUUAAGACUAAAGGUUCAGAUGAUGGACCUAUCGUGGUCAUGUCACUCCUCGCCAGACCCAAUUCUCCGCUAAGAUCUAUGAUAAGAAACAGAAAUCCCCGAUCGUCCUCAAUACCAGAGACAUCUUCCAAUAAAAACACUAACGUGGUGGUACGCCAGACGCCUGUCAGUAGUCGACCACCAAAGGUUGAGCCCAUUGGUAAAAAUCUUAUUUUGACGUUCUUGACUACUCUUUAUUCGCCGUACGCUUUGAUUUAUUAACCAAGAUUUUGAUCAAAGUGGGGAAAUGAAUUAUUCUUGAAAUUAAUAAUACAA